Periophthalmus magnuspinnatus is the source of this 5824-nucleotide messenger RNA. Its product is annotated as insulin-like growth factor-binding protein 5. Gene Ontology annotation, molecular function: insulin-like growth factor II binding; fibronectin binding; insulin-like growth factor I binding. Lineage: Eukaryota; Metazoa; Chordata; Actinopteri; Gobiiformes; Gobiidae. The coding region runs from base 226 to 1035 and encodes 269 amino acids. The transcript is spliced from 4 exons. Gene Ontology annotation, cellular component: extracellular region. The record is from RefSeq and is a predicted model, not a curated record. Gene Ontology annotation, biological process: regulation of insulin-like growth factor receptor signaling pathway.
GCUGGAUCAGUGCGCUCAGAGCCGCGGAGACAGACGCAGAGACAGACCGAGGACAGACUCUCUGCAGCGGACUGGACCCGCGCUGACGCCGCGCUGAAGCCGCUACACGCGUGUCAUCUGAGCCCAGCUCCCGGAUAAAGACUUUGGCUUUAGUCUGAACAAUCGGAUUAUCUUUGAGCGGCAUUGUGCCAUAGACCCCCGUUCUCCUCGACUCUGCCCGGGACCAUGUUAGUGAGCGCGCCCCUCUUGGCCACGCUCGUGCUGCAGUUCAGCGGCUGCCUCGGCUCCUAUGUCCCGUGUGAACCGUGCGACGAGAAGGCGCUGUCCAUGUGCCCGCCGGUGCCCGUGGGCUGCCAGCAGCUCGUGAAGGAGCCGGGCUGCGGCUGCUGCCUCACGUGCGCGCUCGCGGAGGGUCAGCCGUGCGGUGUGUACACGAGCACGUGCACUAAAGGGCUCCGCUGUCUGCCCCGGAGCGGAGAGGAGAAGCCCCUGCACGCGCUGCUCCACGGCCGAGGCGUGUGCACCAACGAGAAGGGCCACAAACCGCCCCCGCCGCCGCCAGAGCGCGAGUCCCGGGAGCACGAGGACCCCCUGACCCCGGAGGUCACCGAGGAGCUGGCCCCGGCCAAAGUCUCUCUGCUGAACAUCGUCAACAAUAAAAAAGCCCAAGCUCUGCGCAAAGAACAGAAACGGAAGCUCGGGAAGCAGCGGUCCAUGGGAACGCCGCUGGACUACUCCCCUCUGCCCAUCGACAAGCACGAGCCAGAGUUUGGCCCGUGCAGGAGGAAGCUGGACGGGAUCAUCCAGGGCAUGAAGGACACGUCCCGGGUCAUGGCUCUGUCCCUGUACCUGCCCAACUGUGACCGCAGAGGCUUCUUCAAACGCAAACAGUGCAAACCGUCCCGCGGCCGUAAGCGAGGCAUCUGCUGGUGCGUGGACAAAUACGGCGUCCAGCUCCCGGGGACGGACUACAGCGGAGGAGACAUCCAGUGCAAAGACCUGGAGAGCAGCAGCAACACGAACAACAACGAGUGACACCAACGGGACAAAAAAUAAACUAUGGACCCAAGACCCCACCCGACCCACAGCUCCGCCCACAAACUCACACCUCCAAGCCCCCCCCCCCAGUCCUCCUCAAGACCUCCCUACAGGAACCCGGAAGUCUCAAAACGAUGGCAUCAGGCUGAAAAAGUUGUGAUUUUUUUCGUCUUUUUUAUUUCUUUAUUUGUUUGCGGUCGACCGAGCACUCGUCGCGACUGAAUGAGCUUCAGACUAGACUUGUUUCCUGCACACGUUGGAUAUGUUUUUGAACGCUGGGGCCUUUUUUUUUCAAGAUUUUGGAUUUUGUGAAUCUGAAACAGCAACAAAAAAGUCAAAUACUGGACAGAUCAGUUGAGAAAGAUGUAGUUUUUUUGGAAUUACGUGGACUAGCCUGGUCAACCAUCGGCGAAAUCAGACGUGAACGUUUUCAAACUGGAUCCUUCGACGCACCUGAAUUGGCGUAAAACCAAUCAGAAAAGCAGAUUUUUUUUUUGUAAAUUUAAACCAUUUUUUGUCAAACCACUUUUGUUCGUUAACGACAUUGAAAUUGCAAAGAAAAACAACACGAUUUCCUCUUGUCUCUGAAUGCGCGUGAUGAGCCAGGCUAGUCUAAAAACGCUCACUUACGAUUUGGGUUUUUCAAAAAAAUGAAAAAAUAAAUAACUCUAAAAAGAGAAAUAUUAAAAAAUGUACGCGGUUUAGCCAGAGCACUUAUAAAAACUCUUUUCUAUGAGUUUGUGUUAUGUGUGGAAUGAGCCUAUUUUCAAUGAAUGUCAGUUGUUGUUUUUUUUUUUUGGUUUUGUUUUUAUUUUUGCGCUUGGUCUUUCUAAACCCGAUCUUUGUCUGUGGAUUGAUAAUAAUUUAACGUAAAACAAAAAUGCAUGCUAGGGGCUCUUUUGACAAUGUAGCUAGCCUGAUUUGCCAAUUGUGCCUCUCAAUGAAUUACCGCGCAGGGAGAUACGCGGUUCUACAGUGGCUCUAUUUGUCCAAACUUAAGAAAAACUCGAUUUUUUUUAAUCUCUUUUCUUGUUUUGACUUGACAAUUUGAGUUACAUUUUGUUUUUAAUUGGUUUUGUUUGAGCUAAUUUCAUAGAUCAAGUUGUUGUUUCCCUUCAAAACUACAGCUGUAUGACAUUUUUUUAAUUUUUAUUAUUUUCGUUUUUGUAUUCGGGGAAUGGCUAGCUAGCUUUUGGUUUAGCGCUAACCAAAAGCUAAGUUCAGAAAGCAAAACCGUCCACAAACUGUUAAAUAAGGUCUGAACAGGGUCUGUCAAUACAAUAUCUCUGUGUGCCUUCUACGGUGGCCUGGAAGGGCAAAACGAGUCUACAAAACCUGCAUAAUCAUUUUUGCGAGAUUGAAAAUGUAAAUAUAAAGCGGUUAGGUGACAUGGGAUUUCAUCGUAUCUACAGGCAACUACGGAAGCCUUGCAGGGACAUGCUAUUGCAAAAAAAGAAAAAAAUUAGCAUUAGCACGAAACAGAACCUUAAGCUCAACUCAUGUUUUAUUUUAUAGUUUUUAUUUCUUUCGCUUUUUACCCUGUUUUCCGUCUCGUAGGUUGAAAAAAAAGUCCAAAAAAAUAAAUAAAAAUGUGCGCAUCAUUUGAAUCUGCUCAGUUCAGAACCACAACCAAAACUACGACCAUAAAAUCACAAAUUCAUACUUUUGGAUCUUUUUUUUUUUUUUUUUUUUUUUUUUUUUUUUAAGGGACAAGAUGGAUUUCUGUGGAUUUGUGAACUCAAAUUUCACGAGAAACCGGCUGCUGAACAAGAUACAGAAUUUACAAAAAAAAACACUUUACCGAUGCCACAAAUACAACAAAACAUCAAAUUAAAUCGGCUGUUCAUUUAAAUGUUUGGCCAAUCUUGAAUCAUGUUUUUGUUUUGUUUUUGUUUGUUUUUUUCUGUUGACUUCUAUUGCAACUAGCCAUUGUCACUUUUCUGUUUUCACAAUGUUAAAUAUGUGUAUGUUUUACCCUGUAGAAAACAAAAUGUAAAUAUGUACAGUUGUUUCAUUUUUUUUUUUUUUGUUUUUUUUUUUGUGAAUUUAUUUUGUCCUUCCUGGCCACCGUAGCCUUCUCACAUCCAAAUACGAACUCCACACUCGUGACGUGAAAGUGACUUGGAUACAAUGGGGCUAUUUCUUGGGUGCUCUUCUUUUUAAAUCAAUAACGUUUUUGUGUCGAUUCUGGGGGCGAAAAAUUUACAGAAAAAAAAAUGGACGAUAAACCACUUGUAGAGACACUUCUUCGUUCUUGGAUAAGCUAUGAUGUUUGUUUUUUUUGUUUUUUUUUGUGAUUGCCAAUGUAUUUGAUGCCAGAGAAAGGGGAAGCCAUCGGAUUUCAGUUGGAUCCAAAAUGGCUGCCGAUUGCCCAUUGGAUAUCGACUGGAUCCAAGAUGGCGACCGGUUGUGGAUUUCUGUAGCCCGUCUUUUUCAACACCAAACUCCACUUUCGAAAAAGCAGCUUGCACUUAUCUCAGUUACUCUUGAUACCGACGCACAACAGUGUUCUAAAAAUGUGGUUACGAACUGGGCUUGGCAUUAGCGCAAGUUACGCCAAAAAAUAAAAACAAACAGUCGCUAACGGUGGCUAAUUAGCGAAUAAUCUCCUCGAACGGAAGCGCAAUGUCCCUGUGUCUCCAUGGGGUCUUAUUCUGUGUAGAAGAUGCUAACCGCUAGCUACUUUAAACGACAACAAACGUGUUCUGAAAUAAAUAGGGUUCUUAAAUUAGUUGUGCAGUUCAGAUUUCAAAUUCUUUCAAUGUUUACGUUCGUUGCCAAUGCUAUUUUUUUUUAAAAUCUUGCUCGAUGUGUUUGACAAUUGGACUGAAAACAGAAUUUAAGCUUAAGAACGAACUAAAAUCUGCCAAAUUUUGUAUUAUACGACAAAUUUAUCUUAACAUUCUUAGCUAAUCAAAUUGCUAAAGGUAUAACAACUUUUUAAAAACUCAAAAAUAGCUAGCAACUUUAAAAAAAACAACAAAAAAACAGUUGCUAGUGAACUAAAAUAUGCCAAAUUUUGUUUUAUAUGACAAAUUUAUAUUGACAUUCUUUGCUAAUCAAGUUGCUAAAGGUAUAACAGCUUUUAAAGAACUCAAAAAUAGCUAGCAGCUUUCAUAAAAAAAACAGUUGCUAGUGCGUAAACAAGCUAAUGCCAAGCCCAGGUUAUGUAGAAGCUAGUGGGAAUUAGCCACAAAAGCUAAACGUUGUGUUGUCUUGUGCGUUCUUUUUUUAAUAUUUGUUGACAGGGGCUUGAGUUUAGCCCACGCCAGGGACCUCCAGUUCAGUAGUGACUUUAGGACGGAUUUGGGAUGUUCUCAGAUGCACAGAGGAGGCGCAGAGGAGGAGCAGAAGAGGGAGAGAGAAGGGGGCAGAGGAGGCAGAGUGAGCUAGCAUCAUGGGCUACGUCAGGGCCUAGCCACGUCUUUUCGCUGACUUUAGAUAGGAACAGUUACAGAGCUGUGGGAGUCUGAGGAACACGGAUUGGCGGUAAAACGGAGCGGAUUGAGUUAGCGGGUGUUAGCUUUGUGGCUAACGCAAAAGCGAUCAAAUAUUUGCUGUGGGUUUGUUCUGAAUUCGUAAAAAGUCUUGUACAAAGUCAAAAUCCGUGUUAGCAUUUUCAGAUGAUCUUAUUCUUAUUCACGCUGACAUUUAUUGGAAGUUUAGCGUUUACAUUUAGCAUUUUUACUGAAGCUUUUUACCACCAUUUUGGCCAUUAGCGAUUAGCAUCUUGGAAAAUAAAAUAUAUUUCAAACGUUUAUUCAAUUUUAAUGGCUAUAAUUUUGUCUUGAAGUAAAAAAAACAAAACAAAAUAAUCCUUGUAUUAGCUUCCAACGGUAAAAUGCUAAGCUUACUUUUAGCUUCGAGCGCUAACAGACAGUCCACUCUUUUUACCGCCAACAAACGUAGAUACACACGCGUUGUCUUGGUGUAGUUGCAGUAGUUUUGUGCGUACUAACAUUGUAGAUCACGUAGCUUCGUUGCGUUAGCGUCAGUAACUGGUCUUUUACAUUAGUUCCUUGGAUUCCCUGUCGCUCAUCCGGUUUAAACUUCACAUUUCACGUAGCGUAGGACAGUAACGUUUGUUGAAUACAUAACAUCAAACGCUUUGAUUGGUUGAACAUUCACGCUCUGAUUGGUCGGACCCUCUGAUUGGUUGGACGUUUUGAUUGAUCGGACACUCUCAUUGGUCGAAUGUUUUGAUUGAUCGGACGCUCUGAUUGGUUGAACAUUUGCAUUGGUCAGACGUUUUGAUAGGUCGUCCUGAUUGAUCGGACACUCUGAUUGAUCGGACGCUCUGAUUGGUCGUCCUGAUUGAUCGGAUGCUCUGAUUGGUCGGACGCUCUGAUUGGUCGUCCUGAUUGAUCGGAUGCUCUGAUUGGUCGGACGCUCUGAUUGGUUGUCCUGAUUGAUCGGACACUGAUUGGUCAUCCUGAUUGAUCGGACGCUCUGAUUGGUCGUCCUGAUUGUUCAGACUCUCUGAUUGGUCGUCCUGAUUGAUCGGACACUCUGAUUGGUCGUUCUGAUUGAUCGGACGCUCUGAUUGGUCGAGAUAAUGUGCUGGUCUCUGAUUGGACCCAUGUGUGGCAGGAGGACUGUGGGAACUCAAAUGGACAGUAUUUGGAACAACAUACGACAAUAAGAUAAAGACAAAAUAUCUCAAAUUAUUAAAGUGAAUAUCACUGUGUAAUAUUUAUUCAACUUGUAAUUUAUGUACUCUUUUAACCUUUGUCUUUUUUGUUAUGACAAAGCAUUUAUUUAAAUAAAGUUAUGUAUUCAUUUACGA